AUGGAGGACAUUGAAUACCAGCUAGAAGCCGUCCCGGCCACCCGGGUCCCGGCCGAUGAGAUUGACAACACCUUCCGUUCCAGCUGCAUCGAUCUCGUCUCCCAGAGUCUCGGCGGGAAGGUAUUGGGCUUCUCGGACGAAUGGUUCGCCGAUGCGGCUAACUUGAUCAACCCGGCCGCCCCAAUCCGGCAAGUGGGCAAGUACGUCCACACGGGCGCGUGGUAUGACGGUUGGGAGACGAGGAGGCACAACCCGGAGCCGUUCGACUGGGUCGUGAUUCGCCUCGGCGUGGCCUCCGGCACGGUCGAGGGCGUCGAGGUGGACACGGCCUUCUUCUCGGGCAACCACGCGCCCGCCAUCUCGGUGGAGGGCUGCUUCAGCCAGAACGACGACGAGGUCCUCUCCUGGAAGGGCACCCGGGGCGGCUGGGAGACCAUCCUCGGGAUCCAGGAGUGCGGGCCGAGCCAGAGGUUCGGCUGGAAGCUCGACAACCCCACCAAGAAGCAGUACACGCACGUCCGCCUCAACAUGUACCCCGACGGCGGCAUCGCGCGGUUCCGCCUGUUUGGACACGCCGUGCCCGUCUUCCCGGAGGACAAGGAGGCCAUCUUCGACCUUGCCGCUGCCCAGAACGGCGGCGUGGCCGUGUCGUGCAACGAUCAGCACUUCGGCACCGCCGCCAACCUGAUCCUGCCCGGCCGCGGCAAAGACAUGGGGGAUGGGUGGGAGACAGCGCGGUCCCGGACCAAGGGCCACUUUGACUGGGCAAUCAUCCGGCUGGGGGCGCCCGGCUACAUCCAGAGCUUCCUCGUCGACACGGCCCACUUCCGCGGCAACUACCCGCAGCAGGUGAGGCUCGAGGCCAUCGAGUGGAACGGCGACUCGGAGCCGCCCGCGGAUGCCGAAGGCUGGGUGAACAUGGCCGAGCCCAUCAAGUGCGGCCCGGACGCCGAGCACCCUGCCGAGAGCUUGGUCAAGGAUAGGCCCUUUACUCACGCAAAGCUCAUUAUGAUCCCCGACGGCGGAGUCAAGAGGCUGCGCGUCUUUGGGAAGCGCGCUGUGUAA
Messenger RNA from Thermothelomyces thermophilus ATCC 42464, 1065 nucleotides. RefSeq lists its product as uncharacterized. Bases 1 to 1065 code for a protein of 354 amino acids. The transcript is spliced from 2 exons. The record is from RefSeq and is a predicted model, not a curated record. Gene Ontology annotation, molecular function: allantoicase activity. NCBI's taxonomy places the organism in Eukaryota, Fungi, Ascomycota, Sordariomycetes, Sordariales, Chaetomiaceae. Gene Ontology annotation, biological process: allantoin catabolic process.